AUGUCUAUAUCUCAAGCAUCCAAGAACUUGGUCAGCGUAGCAUCAAAUGCAGGUCCAUCUCGGUCCCUUGAGAGACCGCGAGAAGCUGCUUCUGAACAUAGAGAAAACCCACCCACUCCGCUAAGAGCGAUCACCAGCGCUUCGGGUUUCGUCUUCCCGGCCAUAUGGUCUUUUCCCCCCUUCUUCACUCUUCAGCCGAAUCCAUCUACCCUCUCACAUCAAUUGACAUUGUGGACGAACCUUGUUCUCUCAUGGGCUGCGCAUGAGAGAAUGUUCAUGCUGAAUUGCGAUUCCCCGGAACCUGGACAGGUAUUUCACAACAAGUCAAUUAAGCGGAAACUCUUGCCCGGUUCCAUGCGGACGCUACUAUCGCACAUGGCUCAAGAAGGUCACGCGGCCCUCGAUCCACCGAAACAAUCGCCUCCAACUACGUACCUCAUCUACUGGCGUAAACCUGACGAAUGGGGUCAAAUGAUCUACGACUGGGUUAUGGAUCAUGGUCUCGCCACGAGCAUCAUGACGUUUUAUGAGAUAACAGAUGGUGAUAUGUCAGAGACGACUGACUUUCGCGAGAUGCCUGUUCCACUCCUACGGAAAUCAUUGGAAACGCUGGUCAAGAAGGGCAGAGCGCAGAUCAUUCGUGGAGAGGGGGACUCGGGAGAUGGAGCUAGAUUCUUCUGA
Messenger RNA from Kockovaella imperatae, 681 nucleotides. RefSeq names its product ESCRT-II complex subunit-domain-containing protein. The transcript is spliced from 5 exons. Gene Ontology annotation, biological process: protein transport to vacuole involved in ubiquitin-dependent protein catabolic process via the multivesicular body sorting pathway. Lineage: Eukaryota; Fungi; Basidiomycota; Tremellomycetes; Tremellales; Cuniculitremaceae. The record is from RefSeq and is a predicted model, not a curated record. Gene Ontology annotation, cellular component: ESCRT II complex. The coding region runs from base 1 to 681 and encodes 226 amino acids. Gene Ontology annotation, molecular function: structural molecule activity; protein homodimerization activity.